This is a messenger RNA of Strongylus vulgaris, 236 nucleotides long. Lineage: Eukaryota; Metazoa; Nematoda; Chromadorea; Rhabditida; Strongylidae. The record is from the annotation of a GenBank genome assembly.
AUGACAACCAUUCUCUUCAGCGGUUCUUACACCAACCAUAUUGGGGCUGAUCAUCUUCUGCACUAUCGAACUGCAAAAUGGACUGGUUCAUUCUGUUUUCAAGUUGGCCACAAUCGUACAACUGCUCUUGGCAAUCGGCCAACUUACACUCGAAUUCUACGAAGUCUACGUCAAAGGGAACUAACUAACUAUCAAUAUAGCAUGCGAAAUGCAAGAAAUAAACAGAUUAAUUAAUU